AUGGACGAGCGGCUGCUGGGGCCGCCCCCUCCAGGCGGGGGCCGGGGGGGCCUUGGAUUGGUGGGUGGGGAUCCUGGGGGCCCUGGCGAACCUCCCGGUGGUGGAGACCCCGGUGGGAGUAGCGGGGGGGUCCCGGGAGGCCGAGGGAAGCAAGACAUCGGGGACAUUCUGCAGCAGAUAAUGACCAUCACCGACCAGAGCCUGGACGAGGCCCAGGCCAAGAAACAUGCCCUAAACUGCCACCGAAUGAAGCCUGCUCUCUUUAGCGUCCUGUGUGAAAUCAAGGAGAAAACUGGCCUCAGCAUUCGAAGCUCCCAAGAGGAGGAGCCUGUGGACCCACAGCUGAUGCGCUUGGACAACAUGCUUCUGGCAGAGGGUGUGGCUGGGCCUGAGAAAGGGGGUGGUUCAGCCGCAGCAGCUGCGGCCGCCGCAGCCUCCGGAGGCGGCGUGUCGCCUGACAACUCCAUCGAACACUCGGACUAUCGCAGCAAACUUGCCCAGAUCCGCCACAUUUACCACUCAGAGCUGGAGAAGUAUGAGCAGGCGUGUAACGAGUUCACAACCCACGUCAUGAACCUGCUGAGGGAGCAGAGCCGCACGCGGCCGGUGGCACCCAAGGAGAUGGAGCGCAUGGUGAGCAUCAUCCACCGGAAGUUCAGCGCCAUCCAGAUGCAGCUCAAGCAGAGCACCUGCGAGGCCGUCAUGAUCCUGCGUUCCCGCUUCCUGGAUGCCAGACGAAAACGCCGUAACUUUAGCAAACAGGCCACUGAGGUCCUGAAUGAGUAUUUCUACUCCCACCUGAGUAACCCAUACCCUAGUGAGGAGGCAAAGGAGGAGCUCGCCAAGAAGUGCGGGAUCACCGUCUCUCAGGUCUCCAACUGGUUUGGCAACAAGCGGAUUCGCUAUAAGAAAAAUAUUGGAAAGUUCCAAGAGGAGGCAAACAUCUAUGCCGUCAAGACCGCUGUGUCAGUCACCCAGGGAGGCCACAGCCGCACCAGCUCCCCGACGCCCCCUUCCUCCGCAGGCUCUGGCGGCUCUUUCAAUCUCUCAGGAUCCGGUGACAUGUUUCUGGGGAUGCCCGGGCUCAACGGAGAUUCCUACUCUGCCUCCCAGGUGGAAUCACUCCGACACUCGAUGGGGCCAGGGGGCUAUGGGGAUAACCUCGGGGGAGGCCAGAUGUAUAGCCCUCGGGAAAUGAGGGCAAACGGUGGCUGGCAGGAGGCUGUGACCCCAUCCUCAGUGACAUCCCCGACAGAGGGACCAGGGAGCGUUCAUUCUGACACUUCCAACUGA
This is a messenger RNA of Lipotes vexillifer (Yangtze River dolphin), 1293 nucleotides long. RefSeq names its product PBX homeobox 2 (gene PBX2). The record is from RefSeq and is a predicted model, not a curated record. Gene Ontology annotation, cellular component: nucleus. Gene Ontology annotation, molecular function: DNA binding; DNA-binding transcription factor activity, RNA polymerase II-specific. The coding region runs from base 1 to 1293 and encodes 430 amino acids. The transcript is spliced from 9 exons. Gene Ontology annotation, biological process: regulation of DNA-templated transcription. Lineage: Eukaryota; Metazoa; Chordata; Mammalia; Artiodactyla; Lipotidae.